Molecule: messenger RNA, 1743 nt
Organism: Lodderomyces margitis
Lineage: Eukaryota; Fungi; Ascomycota; Pichiomycetes; Serinales; Debaryomycetaceae
Exons: 1
Coding region: 1-1743 (580 amino acids)
Source: RefSeq, a predicted model, not a curated record
AUGUUUAAAGAACCACACACUACCAUUGACACAAGUGUCAAUGAAAUACCACAGAGUCCAUCGCAACAGCACAGUUUAAGUGACUCAGAUAGCGAGCUAUCUCUCACAGAAUACAAGGAUCACUUGAUUGAGCAACAUCAGUCGCAAAUGCCCCAAUUCCAUCAAAACAGCAUGUCAAUAUCAACGUUUAGCCUGCCGUUGUCCGAUGGAAUAGAGGAUAACAAACAUCGCAGCAAUGGGUUGUCACUCAAUGGCGAGGAGACUGAGGUGAAGCAUCCUAGUAAUAGCCCUGGAAAUAGUGGCUCAGGUUCUACCUCCGCUGACAACUUGUCGAGCGUCAAAGGUUCAGUACGAAGGAAGCCACCGCCAGAUAUACUUGUUAGUCCGCAAUCUGAAAAUGAGAUGACUCAAGACGAAAGCAACACAUCUCCUAUAAAUGAGGCAGAAGUAGACUCCCAUCUAUCACAGCUGGGUCAUAAAAGAAAGACAAAUACGUUUAAGCGAUUUUCAGCAGCCAAUUUCAACAAUUUUGGCAAAGUGAUGGACUCAUUGAAGCGAUCAGCCAGUAUGAGGACAUUCAAAACACCUGAAAAGGAAAGUCAUAUUUAUAAAACGACACCAGACACUGACCCUGUACUGCAAACACCGAUAUUUGAGUCUCCACAGUCAAAUACUUCGACAGCAUCAACUAUUGAACCCAUUGCAAGUGAAAUGCCCUUUUGGAAAUACCAUAUUCUUCGCUUUGGAAAAGACUUGUAUCUAACAACUAAUCCAGGUACAAAGUACAUUCAUUGUCGUAAUGGGCCUAGUUUUUAUGUCGAGGUAGUGAUUGAAUCUGGCCAUAGUCAGGGUAGUAAGCCAGAUGAGGAUUACUCGUUAAUUUUCAAAGAUCCAAACAAUCUUUCUCAAGAUCCUAGACAGUGUAUGGUAAUAUCAAAGAAGCAUGAUCAGCAAAAAGGGUAUUUCAAUAUAAGAACCCCCAAGAACACUUACCUCGCUGCUGAUGGUACAGUGGAAAAGUAUGAAGACUUGACUAUGUUUAAAACAAUGUCGUUCCCGCUGUCAAUUGGAGGCAGGUACUUUCCUUUUGAUGGCUUACGAGAAGGUACGGCAAAGUAUUUCACUAAUUACGAAAUCAAGGAUUUGCUAAACGUGUCCUGGAAUGUCGGAUCAAUACCCAGAGUCAGGGUCAGUCGAAUGAAUCAAAUGAGAGAAAAAAUCAAAGGUGCAAAUAAGGAUGCCAGUGGAAGGAACGAAGAGGAAGAACUUAAGCUUGUGGGUAAGCGAAACAUCUAUUUCCAUCAAAAUUACACCAACAGUAAAUGUGAAGGACAAUACUCCCCACUGGAAAAAAUUUACGACUCGUCAACUGAUUUCCCUCUGGUUUUGAGUAUGUUUCGUCCCAAUGAACAUAAAAUAACAAAGAGACUAGUCCAGUCGAUGAAGCAACAACAACAGCAAAAGAAUCGUCAUAUACCAAGUGUCCAUCUGGCACUGGAUGAUUUUGAAUCUAAUCAGAACAACACCAAGACUUUUUAUAAUGGAAGUGAUGGGCUUUAUUACCUGCGUGAUACUCGUGAUGAUAAUCCCGAUGAAAAUAAACUGGGAUGGUUAACUAUAUAUGAGAAUGCUGAGGUAUUUGGAGGAACAGAUAAUAGAGGAAUGUUUGAUGUUGUUCUUGGAAUGACAUUGGCUGUGGGGUUUGAUACAUAUUUGAAGGACAAUAUGGCUGCAAAAAGAUAA